AUGUUUGAAGCAAGAGCGGGAGCUUAUUCUAUGGAGUGUAUGGUAUUGCUAAAAGUGUUUAAGCGACAUAUUGAGUACAAAGGUCAUCCUCUCAAUAAUGUGAAUAUUGUGCACCGCAGAGCAUGGAGGGGUAGAUGUGAAAUGGGAACGGAGGCCGAUGACAGUGAUAGAAAAGAAUUCGGAGCCAUGAUUGGACACGCCGAGGGACUUGAAAUACACCGCAAAAUUGGAAUAGAGCGGGAUUUUCGGUGA
This is a messenger RNA of Strongylus vulgaris, 252 nucleotides long. NCBI's taxonomy places the organism in Eukaryota, Metazoa, Nematoda, Chromadorea, Rhabditida, Strongylidae. The record is from the annotation of a GenBank genome assembly.